GUGUACCAGUGCAGCAUGGCGGCGGCGGAGGGACCCUCCUUCUGGCUGGGCAAGGAGACGCUGAGGGUGCCUGUGGCACUCUUUGCCUUGAACAGGAGACGGCUGUGCGAUCGCCUGCGGCGCAACAACGAUGUCCAGAAGAAUUCCCUGGUCCUGCUGCAGGGGGGAGAGGAAACCCAGAGAUACUGCACAGACACUGGCAUCGUCUUUCGCCAGGAAUCUUACUUCCACUGGACGUUUGGAGUCACUGAAGCAGGCUGCUUUGGAGCAGUGGAUGUUGAUACUGGAAGAUCCAUGCUCUUUGUUCCACAACUCCCCGAGAGCUAUGCAGUCUGGAUGGGAAAGAUUCACCCCCCAGAGUUCUUCAGGAAGAAGUACGCUGUGGAUGAGGUGCACUACGUGACCGAGAUCUGCAGUGUCCUGACUUCGAAGAAGCCUGCCGUGCUGCUCACCUUGCGUGGUGUCAACACUGACAGUGGCAGUGUCUCCAAAGAAGCUUCCUUUGAAGGCAUCAGCCAAUUUAAUGUGAACAACAAAAUCCUCCAUCCUGAGAUUGCAGAAUGUCGUGUGAUUAAGACAGACAUGGAGCUCGAAGUCCUGCGCUACACCAAUAAAAUCUCCAGUGAGGCUCAUAAAGAGGUAAUGAAGGCAGUAAAAGCAGGCAUGAAAGAAUAUGAGCUGGAGAGCCUGUUCCAGCACUACUGCUACGCUCGUGGGGGCAUGCGGCACACCUCCUACACUUGCAUCUGUGGCAGUGGGGAGAACUCCUCUGUUUUGCACUAUGGCCACGCUGGAGCCCCAAACGACAGGACUAUUGAAGAUGGAGACCUGUGCCUGUUUGACAUGGGAGGAGAGUACUACUGCUACGGCUCCGACAUCACCUGCACAUUCCCUGCCAAUGGCAAGUUCAGCCCUGCCCAGAGGGCCAUCUACGAGGCCGUGCUGCGGGCGUCGCGCGCCGUGAUGGCAGCAGUCAAGCCAGGGGUGGCCUGGCCUGAUCUGCACCGUCUGGCUGACAGAGUCCAUCUGGAGGAGCUGACUAAAAUUGGCAUCCUGAAAGGCAAUGUGGAUGAGAUGGUGAAGGUUCAUCUGGGUGCAAUAUUUAUGCCACACGGGCUUGGACAUCUACUUGGAAUCGAUGUGCACGAUGUUGGAGGCUACCCAGAGGGCGUGGAGCGCAUCGAUGAGCCGGGGCUGAGGAGCCUGCGCACGGCCCGCAGGCUGCAGCCAGGCAUGGUGCUCACCGUGGAGCCAGGCAUCUACUUCAUCGACCCCCUGCUGGAUCAAGCCCUGCGAGACCCUGCACAGGCCUGCUUCAUCGACAGCCAGGUCCUGCAGCGCUUCAGGGGCUUCGGUGGGGUGCGGAUCGAGGACGACAUCGUGGUGACAGCCAGCGGGAUGGAGCUGCUGACCUGUGUGCCACGCACUGUCGAGGAGAUCGAGGCUUUCAUGGCAGAAGCAGAGAGUGGAUCCAAGGCCUUCGAGGGCCUCUGCAGCCCCAGGCAGUAGCAGCUGCUGGAGGUGCAGGAGCAGGGAGCUGCUUCUGCCCCACAGCCAGCAGUCGCCCACUGCCUGCGGCACAAUGAAGCAUGUCCAGCUGUGAGGGGCAGCAGGCUGCUGGCUGCAGCGAUUCCUUCCCUAGCAGUGGAGGAGGGAGGCUUCAGCACUUGAUGCCCAGGUAACCCAAGAGCUGCUGCUGCAUCACCAGGGGCUGACACCUCUGUCAGACCUCAGCUCAGACAGCUUGCAAUGAAAUCUGCACGUUGAUGAUUGGGACUCUCACACAGCACAGCACAGGGACUGUCUGACUCUGGCAGUGACUGGAGCAGGCCAAGUCCUUUCUUACACUGCAGCACCAGCACUGCCAAACCCAGAGCAGAAACCUCAGCUGCUCUGGGGCGGUGCAGGGACACUUCUGCUUUUCUUAUGGAUCUUAUCUCAGAGUCACUGGGGUAAGCAGAAUCAAAUUUGUAUUAAAAUUCCUCCUUGGCAU
This is a messenger RNA of Dryobates pubescens (Downy woodpecker), 1993 nucleotides long. RefSeq names its product peptidase D (gene PEPD). Gene Ontology annotation, molecular function: metalloaminopeptidase activity; manganese ion binding. The record is from RefSeq and is a predicted model, not a curated record. Lineage: Eukaryota; Metazoa; Chordata; Aves; Piciformes; Picidae. The transcript has 15 exons. The coding region runs from base 16 to 1509 and encodes 497 amino acids.